Messenger RNA from Varanus komodoensis (Komodo dragon), 1761 nucleotides. RefSeq names its product glutamate decarboxylase 2 (gene GAD2). Gene Ontology annotation, cellular component: cytoplasm. The transcript has 16 exons. The coding region runs from base 1 to 1761 and encodes 586 amino acids. Lineage: Eukaryota; Metazoa; Chordata; Lepidosauria; Squamata; Varanidae. Gene Ontology annotation, molecular function: glutamate decarboxylase activity; pyridoxal phosphate binding. The record is from RefSeq and is a predicted model, not a curated record. Gene Ontology annotation, biological process: GABA shunt.
AUGGCAACUCCAGGCGCGGGAUUUUGGUCCUUCGGGUCUGAAGAAGGAGCCGGAGACCCGGACAACCCUGGUACAGCCAAAGCUUGGUGUCAGGCUGCCCAGAAGUUUACAGGAGGGAUUUCAACCAAACUCUGCGCUUUGCUGUAUGGAGAUGGGGAUAAGCCCACGGAAACAGGGGCUACUAAGGAAGACUCGAGCUCGGUUGCCAGAAAGGCCACGUGCACCUGCAAUAAAAAGCCCUGCGGUUGCCAGAAAGAGAAUAUUAAUUACGCAUUUUUACACUCCUCAGAUCUUCUGCCUGCCUCUGAUGGAGAAGUAGCCACUUUGUCUUUCCUCCAAGAUGUAAUGGACAUUUUGCUCCAGUAUCUGGUGAAAAAUUUUGAUAGAUCAACCAAAGUUAUCGAUUUCCAUUAUCCAAACGAGCUCCUUCAGGAAUAUAAUUGGGAACUGGCUGAUCAGCCACAGACCUUGGAAGAAAUUCUGCUGAACUGCAGGACCGCGCUGAAAUACGCCAUUAAAACAGGUCACCCCAGGUAUUUCAAUCAGCUUUCAACUGGAUUGGAUAUGGUUGGAUUAGCUGCAGACUGGCUAACUUCUACUGCCAACACUAAUAUGUUCACCUAUGAAAUUGCACCAGUGUUUGUGCUUUUGGAGUACGUCACAUUAAGGAAAAUGAGGGAAAUCAUUGGCUGGCCAGGCGGUGCUGGCGACGGGAUAUUUUCACCUGGUGGUGCCAUAUCUAACAUGUAUGCUAUGUUGAUUGCACGUUUCAAGAUGUUCCCAGAAGUUAAGGAGAAGGGAAUGGCAGCUAUUCCAAGACUGGUUGCCUUCACAUCAGAGCAUAGUCAUUUCUCUGUGAAGAAAGGAGCAGCAGCCUUAGGAAUUGGGACUGACAGUGUGAUUUUGAUCAGGUGUGAUGAAAGAGGGAAAAUGAUCCCAUCUGAUCUUGAAAGGAGAAUUGUUGAGGCAAAGCAAAAGGGAUUUGUUCCAUUCUUAGUAAGUGCCACAGCAGGAACUACUGUAUAUGGAGCAUUCGAUCCACUGAUAGCCAUUGCAGAUAUCUGCAAGAAGUACAAGAUCUGGAUGCACGUGGAUGGAGCGUGGGGCGGUGGGCUGUUGAUGUCAAGAAAGCAUAAAUGGAAAUUGAAUGGUGUUGAAAGGGCCAAUUCUGUGACAUGGAAUCCACACAAGAUGAUGGGGGUCCCACUGCAAUGUUCUGCCCUGCUUGUUCGAGAAGAGGGGCUGAUGCAAAGCUGCAAUCAAAUGCAUGCUUCCUACCUCUUUCAACAAGACAAGCACUAUGACCUGUCAUAUGACACUGGAGACAAGGCCUUGCAAUGUGGGCGCCAUGUUGAUGUCUUCAAGCUAUGGCUGAUGUGGAGGGCAAAGGGCACUAUAGGAUUUGAAGCACAUAUUGACAAAUGCUUGGAACUUGCAGAAUACCUAUAUAACAAAAUAAAGAACAGAGAAGGCUUUGAAAUGGUGUUUGAUGGAAAGCCUCAGCACACGAAUGUUUGCUUCUGGUAUGUGCCUCCCAGUUUACGGAAUAUGGAGGAUAAUGAAGAAAGAAUGAACCGACUUUCAAAGGUGGCCCCGGUAAUUAAAGCCCGAAUGAUGGAAUAUGGUACCACGAUGGUCAGCUAUCAGCCCCUGGGAGACAAGGUCAACUUCUUUCGCAUGGUUAUCUCCAACCCAGCAGCAGCUCACCAAGACAUCGAUUUUCUGAUUGAGGAAAUAGAGCGCCUUGGGCAAGAUUUAUAA